ACCUAGACAUCGAUACGACGCGACCCGAUCACGAAUCGAUGCCCGUGCCCAGACACGACGAGCGAGCGAGCUAAACAAAGAUGGCGGACGCGAGUGAAACUGAGGCUAGGUCCAGCCAGGACAGCUCGGUUUCCUCGACGGAGAGCAACGGAGAGACGGUCACCAGCCUCGAGUCUAGAAACAGCAACUCCGGUAAAAUAGAGAUACAGCUAUCAUCGCCGAGGAGCGGCGCGCUCAACAACAGUUUCAGACUUUUUUCAAACGUUUUCGGAUCAUCGCCAGUUAAAAGCACAUCUUCUAGGACUUUUGUAUUAAAUCCUCCGAAACUUUCGAACCCUUUCGCCAGUUCGCCAGAAAAAAAUGAAUCGGCAGAUGACCAGUCGGAUGACAAGACGACGAAUCCCGUCGACGAAAAAAACAUCAACCACUGCCAACACGAUAGAGAAGACAAGACGAAGCCGAACGACGGCAAGAUGAGACAGGACAUAGUCAAAAAGAUGGCCGAAGGAGGUAAAAGCGUAUCAUUCAUGCCGCUGCGCGGCGAGCCGGCGACACCGUGCAGCGGAGCGGCGAUACAGCCUUUUAGCCAGUCUUCCUCCCCGGCCCUUGGGUUCGUCUUCGGACAGAACAUACACGAAAAAGUCGAAGCAGCAGCCCCCGGUGAAACGUCUACAUCCGUCACAGAACCCGUUGGGGCUGCACAGGAAACUGAAGAGGUCAAGACAAAUGGUGCCACUUCUGAAAUGCUCUUUUCGUCGAGUAUUAAAAAAGAAAAUUCCGAAAAAUCUACAGAUACGAGUGGGAAGACGCUGAGCGAAGCAGCACGCGAAUACGAGGAAGCAAGGGCCGUCAAGAGAAAGUUCGAGGAGGUGCAGGUCGUCACAGGCGAGGAGGAGGAAUCGAACGUUUUGCAAAUUAACUGUAAGCUGUUCUCCUGGUCUGAGUACAGCUGGGUCGAGAUGGGACGGGGUACACUCAGAGUCAACGACACCCCAUCUACGAACCCGCCUCAGCACAGGUUAAUAAUGCGGACUGUCGGAAGUCUGCGAAUAGUCUUAAAUACAAAGAUUUGGGACGGCAUGUCCGUCGACAAGGCGAGCAGUAAAAGUCUGCGAAUCACCGCCAUGGACUGCCGAGGCGUUGUCAAAGUCUUUUUGAUAGUUUCGAGCCCUAAAGAUAUCGACCAGCUCGAAAGGUGCCUUUAUUGGAGGGUGCGCAACCUUAAGAAAUUAGAAGAGGGCAUAAACAAGAAAGCUAAGGACGGCGUGUAAAAAGCAAAAAACAACUAUGUUAAAAAGCAAAACAUUAUUUUGUCAUUUUUUAGUUCAUUUUCCUUUUUUUUUCUUUCUUUUUUUAACUACAUAAUCCCCCCUGAUCGAUUUUCAAACCUUCAACCCGCCGCAGCAAACAAAAACCAUCCCCCCCCUCAUGAAAAAAAAAAUGUAAAAUAAAAGAUUUUAAACAAUAUAGGACAAAUUUGACUUUU
This is a messenger RNA of Cimex lectularius (bed bug), 1486 nucleotides long. RefSeq names its product ran-binding protein 3 (gene RanBP3). Gene Ontology annotation, cellular component: nuclear pore; cytoplasm. Lineage: Eukaryota; Metazoa; Arthropoda; Insecta; Hemiptera; Cimicidae. Gene Ontology annotation, molecular function: GTPase activator activity. The record is from RefSeq and is a predicted model, not a curated record. The transcript has 11 exons. Gene Ontology annotation, biological process: protein export from nucleus. The coding region runs from base 81 to 1271 and encodes 396 amino acids.